AAGCAGAGCUAGACGGUGGACUGUUGCUGCCGCUGUGGGAGUUGUUGCUAUCAAAACUAACAACAUCUUUCCUCUUUUUUGUUUAUAUCGUGAAACCUAUUUUGGACGCAGGUUUUUGCAUCCAAACUCAGCGGGGAAGUAAAUAUUUCUGUUUUUGUUGACUGUUCAACCGCCAGCUAGCGACCGCGGCGAGUCAAGUGGGAACUCUUCACUGCAAUUAACUUGUGUUGGAUUUGUUUCUGAUGCUCCGACUGACAGUUUGCGGCUGUCGGUUUGAGGGUCUACUGGCUUGAAUGUGUUCUCGUUUGUUUGCUCGCCUCUCUGUACUCGGAAUACAUCGGAUCCUACACAAAAUACAAACCCCGGAGUGAUUGAGGUGGCUCCAGUCUUUUUUCAUUUCUCACCUGGUUCUUACUCUCCUCCUCCUCCUCCUCCUCCUCCCCCCUUAGCUGCCUCCAGCUAAUGAGCCGUUUCCCGUGUUUUUCCGGGUGAUUUACGGCCGCGCUGCCGGCGGAGCGGAGCGGAGACAGAGAGGAGCGGGGAUUCGAAUCAAACGGUCGGCGAACUCGGAGGGAACCGUCGGUUUUUGUUUGAAAUUAACGACCGUUGGUCCGAAUAAUAACGGCGGAUGGAUUCGUCUCCGUGACUACGAGCACCCCGAACCCCCACUGUACCCGCAUUUAAUCCCUCGAAGCGGGUUUUUCUUGUUUUUUUUUUUUUUUAAAAAGAAGGAGACGGUUACAUCUUCCCGGAGAUAACAAUGUUUCCCCAGGGGCGACACCCGACGCCCCACCAGGCUCCAGGCCAGCCCUUCAAGUUCACCAUCCCAGAGUCACUGGACCGCAUCAAGGAGGAGUUCCAGUUUCUUCAGGCACAGUACCACAGUCUCAAGCUGGAGUGUGAGAAGCUGGCCAGUGAAAAGACGGAGAUGCAGAGACACUAUGUCAUGUACUACGAGAUGUCUUACGGCCCAAUCAUCGAAAUGCACAACAGUUAUACGGAGAUUGCCAAGAGACUAAACACCAUCUGUGCACAAGUCAUUCCCUUCCUUUCACAGGAGCAUCAGCAGCAGGUGGUCCAAGCAGUGGAGCGAGCAAAACAGGUGACCAUGGCAGAGCUCAAUGCCGUCAUCGGGGUACGUGGACUGCCAGGUCUUCCACCCAGCCAGCAGCACCUGUCCCAUAACCACGGUGGUGCCCCUGUGCCCCUCACCCCUCACCCUGCUGGCCUCCACCCCUCUCAGCUGGGUGGUUCAGCUGGUCUGCUGGCUCUAUCAGGAGCGCUUGGUGCUCUUCCUCCACAUCUGGUGGGAAAAGAUGGUGGUGAUAAAAAGCCCCACAUGUCCGGACCAGACUCUCACCCUGCAGGACCUGAACACCACAGAGAGCGAGAGCCCGGCACAAGUAACUCAUUGCUGCCAGAAAGUCUUAGGAACUCAGAUAAGCGACGUAACGGACCCGAGUUUCCAAAUGACACCAAAAAACGCAAGGUGGAAGACAAGGACUCAAGCCACUAUGAUAGCGACGGGGAGAAAAGUGAUGAUAAUUUAGUGGUGGAUGUCUCGAAUGAGGAUCCAGCCUCCCCUCGAGGCACGCCGCUCCCCUCACCAAGAGAAAAUGGCCUGGAUAAAGCACGUCUUCUCAAGAAAGACCCCUGUAGUCCAGCCUCUACUGCGUCAUCAGCUAGCUCCUCUUCCCUCAAGUCCAAAGAGAUGUCAAUGCGAGACAAGGCAGGUACACCUGGACUUAAGUCAAGCACACCCACACCCAGAGGUGACUCCACCCCAGGUCCGAGCUCCACUCCUGGAAUCAGGCCUAGUCUGUCAAAACCCCCCUCCAUGGAGUUACCACAUCCACCCACUGCAGGUCUGCGGACCCCCCUGGCUGUACCAGGCCCAUACCCGGGUGCAUUUGGCAUGUUGCCCCACGCAGCAGGGAUGAACGGGGAGCUGGCCGGAGCAGCGGGGGCUGCGGCCUAUGCUGCCGGAUUGCACAACAUGUCACCUCAAAUGAGUGCUGCGGCUGCGGCUGCUGUAGCUGCGUAUGGCCGCUCACCAAUGGUUAGUUUUGAUCCUCAUCCUCACAUGCGAGUUCCUGGGAUGCCUCCCAGUCUGACAGGAAUCCCUGGUGGCAAACCUGCUUACUCCUUUCACGUGGCAGCCGACGGACAGAUGCAGCCGGUGCCGUUCCCCCCGGACGCUUUGGUGGGCCCAGGGAUUCCUCGCCACGCCCGUCAGAUCAACACACUGAACCACGGAGAGGUGGUUUGCGCCGUUACCAUCAGCAACCCCACCCGACACGUUUACACUGGAGGGAAGGGUUGUGUCAAGGUCUGGGACAUUAGUCACCCAGGAAACAAGAGUCCGGUUUCACAGCUUGACUGUCUGAACCGAGACAACUACAUCCGCUCCUGUCGUCUCCUCCCUGAUGGUCGGACGCUGAUUGUUGGAGGUGAGGCGAGCACGCUGUCAAUCUGGGAUUUGGCCACGCCUACUCCCAGGAUUAAGGCAGAGUUAACAUCAUCAGCACCAGCAUGUUACGCUCUGGCCAUCAGCCCGGACUCCAAGGUCUGCUUCUCUUGCUGCAGUGAUGGAAACAUCGCAGUCUGGGACUUACACAACCAGACACUCGUUAGGCAGUUCCAGGGCCACACCGAUGGAGCCAGCUGUAUCGACAUCUCCAAUGAUGGCACCAAGCUGUGGACCGGAGGCCUCGAUAACACUGUCCGCUCCUGGGAUCUGAGAGAGGGACGGCAGCUGCAGCAGCAUGACUUUACGUCACAGAUCUUCUCUCUCGGGUACUGUCCAACAGGAGAGUGGCUCGCUGUGGGAAUGGAGAGCAGCAACGUUGAAGUCCUUCAUGUCACCAAACCUGACAAAUACCAGCUUCAUCUACAUGAGAGCUGUGUGCUCUCCCUGCAGUUUGCCUAUUGUGGUAAAUGGUUUGUGAGCACAGGGAAGGAUAACUUACUGAACGCAUGGAGAACACCGUAUGGAGCCAGCAUAUUCCAGUCUAAAGAAUCCUCCUCGGUACUAAGCUGUGACAUAUCUGUGGACGACAAGUACAUCGUCACCGGUUCAGGAGACAAGAAGGCCACGGUUUACGAGGUCAUCUACUAAACAUAUGGAAAGAAAGGGAGGACAUUUUGUUCUUUCCCCCACACCCGAUAUGUUUCUAGAGAUUGUCGCAUGGAGUCAGAAAUCGCAGACAAGAGUGACUUUGAUGGCACCUUCUUUUUUUUUUCUGUCACAUCUGCCGAGGAGACACAGAAAGGAGACAAACAUUUUACAUGCACACAUCUAUUGUGCGUGUAUACGUGACUCCAUAUCAGCUGGGAAUUAACUGGAACAGCUGGAUGUUAAUGGAAGGAGAGGAACUAUUUGGAUGUCCGUGUCUCGACUGCUUUCUGCUAUGUACUGCACGGGGAUCAGUUACAGGGACCAGACAAUGACUGAACCAAAAGGGGCAGGGGGAGAACACUGUACUGAACGUCAGAUUUUAAAACCCACUUUGAUUCAGUGUCGCGACCAGGGGGCAGAGACCCCAGAACGAACACUCAAACCAGAUGAUUGAAUAUGUAUGUGGACGGAAACUGAUAAAAUAAUGCAUAGACGGAGGAGGAGAAAGCGACACACGUUGGUUUUUAUUUUGUUCCAGACAGACAAUGCCCACAGCCUGUUGAUCUCUCAGCUCUGACUCUCUGACCUUAGAACCUCAGCUUGCUGUUCUGAUACGCCUACACUGUCUGAAAAGUACCUUUUCUGUCUUAACAGUAAGUCCUAUCCCCACUAACUGCACUGUAGUGGUAGCUGUCCACCUCCACGCUUAGCACACACACACAAUGACAGUUUUGAACAUAAUGAAGGUUGAUUUGUCUAGCAUCAUGCUGUUGUUGAUUUCUGUGAUGGGUUAGUUUGAUCCUCGUGAAGCGAAGUGCAUUUAAAAGUUAGAAAGAUUUGCUUUCCAAACCAAAUAAGCACCCAGGGCAGGAUAAUACACUCUAAAUGCUGUUACAGAACGUGUUGGUUGUUUUCUUCUUUUUUUUCUCUCUCCAGUAUUUCAAAUGAUUCUGGUUGAAAGACCAAUUGGUGAAGGUGGAAUAAGUUUUCAGAGAUUGAAUUAAUCGUCAAAUUCCAUUGACCAACCUCUUCUACAGUACCUGCAGCCAAUCAUUUCCAUACUUGGCUGUUCUCCACAGUCCACAAGCAACAUAAGGCUUCAUACUGGCAGAGCGAGCCCCACCUUUACUCAGACUAUUACUGAAGUGACAUCAGUAUUGGUAAUCAGUCACAUGGCCUUUUCCAUAUGGUCUUGUUGAAGUCUAGACGUGCCCCCUGCUGAUCAUGUUAAUGCAGUUCAUUUGCUUGUGGUCUCUUUCACAAUAAGUUCAUUGGUUGAGGUCCUAAUGAUUCCAAUUAAUGCUCUUGAAUGAAAAGUUUUUCCCUUAAUUUGAAACAGCCCUUUGGUUUCUGUCUUCACUGUUGUAAAUUCACCCCGGCCCUGCCUUUGUACACUCUCUCACACACGAUGUCUUACUGUAUGAGAUGGUUAAUCACGCUUCGUAAACGGGGACUUUGGAACUAUAUUUAUAAAAAAGAUAAUCUUGACAAAUAAAAUAUUCUUGUGUUAAACAAGAGAAAAGUCCUUUCUACCAUAUUCACUAAACAAACAUCUGAAAAUCAGAAUUGUCUUUUUUUAACAAAAUAAUGGUCAUUUAUAUCUGCUAAUGUUCUUGAAUGUGGGACAAUUGCCUUUGAAAAGUACAACUGUGUCAUGUUGUUUUUUCACCUUACACAAACGAUUUAAGAAUACCAGCUAGAUUAAAUUAUUUGUCAAGAUAGUCUCAGAGAAGGUUGGCGAAGGUGCAGUUGUAUUUCAGCUUCAGGAAGGAAUCAGUCAGUUUCAGCCAUUUUUAAACUCGUUAAUUUCAUGACAUUGUGCUUCGUUUUUUUUAAAUCUAUUUUUGUCUGUUGAAUGUUUGUAAAAAUGUAUAUAUCUGUUUUUUUUUUUUCUUACAGGACAUGCUUUAGAAAUAACAAACUGUUUUUGUACGUCUUUUACAUGGAAAAGAAACGUCUAAUCAGGAGAAAUACUAAAUGGUCUUAAUGCUAGUUUAUCUAAAAUGAUUGAAAUAUCUAGACAAUAAAUGUGUUUUUUUU
Morone saxatilis (striped sea-bass) is the source of this 5158-nucleotide messenger RNA. Its product is annotated as transducin-like enhancer protein 1. The record is from RefSeq and is a predicted model, not a curated record. The coding region runs from base 761 to 3118 and encodes 785 amino acids. Gene Ontology annotation, cellular component: nucleus; transcription regulator complex. The transcript has 20 exons. Gene Ontology annotation, biological process: regulation of DNA-templated transcription; negative regulation of canonical Wnt signaling pathway. NCBI's taxonomy places the organism in Eukaryota, Metazoa, Chordata, Actinopteri, Moronidae. Gene Ontology annotation, molecular function: protein binding; transcription corepressor activity.